Molecule: messenger RNA, 939 nt
Organism: Arabis nemorensis
Lineage: Eukaryota; Viridiplantae; Streptophyta; Magnoliopsida; Brassicales; Brassicaceae
Source: the annotation of a GenBank genome assembly
AUGGGUCUAACGUCAUUCGAAGACAUGAUAAAAGACAAGAUAAGUGGUAACAAGAACGCUCACUUCAUGCUCGUUGAUGGAAUGUCUAAGCUAAUGACUGAAGAAAUUAAGUCGUGCCAGUCAUCAGAUUUCUAUGUUUCCGGUAUCAAAUGGUCGUUUUGUAUCCGCUCAGAUGUUAAAAAGGACUGGUUAUCUUUUUCAAUGAAGAUCUCAGAUGAAAAGUCUUUCGGUUCUAAUUGGGAAGUUCGAUGCAGAGUCAAAUACAGCGCUGUCACUCAGAGUGGACAGUAUAAAUCAUGGAAGGUGCAUGCGGCGUGUUACAACCCAAACAAUAAAAUGUGGGAGCAAGAAACCUUGAUUUCACACAAGGUGUUGAAGGAGUACUGUCUUGUGAACGACAAAGCAGUUUUCUAUGCCGAGAUCACCGAUGUCAAACUAAAAUCCCUCAAUCCUGUUACAAAUACCCCUCCAACCAAUUGUACAGCUGAACGAAUUAAACUGAUGGAGGUGCCUCGGAACAAAUCUAGAUACACCUGGAAGAUCACACGGUUUUCCUCCUUCAGGGGUAAAGGUCCUACUUCAUACGAGUUCACGGUUGGACAACGGAAAUGGUUACUAGUGAUGUGCCCAAAAGGAGACAUGCAUACGGAUGAACAUUUGUCUUUGUUUUUGAAUGCGUGUGAUUACGUGACCAAUGCUCCAAAGGGACCGACAUUGGCCGUCUUCAAAAUGCGAGUGUUGGACCAAUUCAAACGCAACCACUAUGAAAAAGAAAGCGAACAUUGGUUUCCCUACGAUCCUCCAACAGGAAGCGCCAGUGGCUGGAGCAAGUUUUUGCCGCUGGAGAAACUCCACGACGCUUCGAACGGAUAUCUGGUGAACGAUCAUUUAUAUAUCACUGUUGAGUUCUUAUUUGUCUCCACUACCGAGAAUCUCUGA